Messenger RNA from Lingula anatina, 2411 nucleotides. RefSeq names its product ribosyldihydronicotinamide dehydrogenase [quinone]-like. The record is from RefSeq and is a predicted model, not a curated record. Lineage: Eukaryota; Metazoa; Brachiopoda; Lingulata; Lingulida; Lingulidae. Gene Ontology annotation, molecular function: NAD(P)H dehydrogenase (quinone) activity. Gene Ontology annotation, cellular component: cytosol.
CACUAGGUAGGUACUACAUAUAUAUAUUACAUUCAAGGUUGUUAUACAUGCAUUUUACCCUCAAUGUAAAAUUUCUACGAGAUAAAAAAAAAAUAAAACAGAUUAUUUCAAAAUUAUUAAAAAUUGUCUUAAAGCAACUACAUGUUGUAGAAACAAAUUUUGAUCUUAAAGAAUCACUACACCCUGCACAUAAUAAUUAGAGCCCUUAGUAACAACCACUGAUUUUGUGUUCACGGGACGGAGGGGGUUUGAGAAAAGGCGGGUUGACAGUGUUGUAGGGUGGGAAAUUUUCCCUGGUCGAGGGAUUUAAGCUUCCCUCCACGGAAGAAGCGUGAGGAAUAGAUCUUAAUAUUCUAUAAUUAGAAUUAGGCAGCUUGAUUCAUGGAAGAAUACCGUAUUAAUUGAUAUUAAGGUGGGUUCGACUGAGACCCGCUAGUCCCCCUUAGCUCGUUCAAAUCUACAUUUACAGGUCACUCAAACAUAUUUAUAUCUCUGCUGAUAGCAAAUUCCGGUGCUUGACACAGCUAGUGGUUAAAUGUAUUUUCUUGUACUCUGUUAUUAAACACUGUAAUUUCUUUCUCGGCAUGGAGCGUCCUUCAACCAAGCACUUGAUAAAAGCAUUUGAGAGCGGCGGAGCCCAAGGGAAAAAGCUUCACGUGCUGAUCGUGUACGCGCACCAAGAACCCAAAUCCUUCAACGGGGCUUUGAAAGAUGUCGCCGUGGAGGUCCUACGUGAAUUAGGACACACUGUGGAGAUAUCGGACUUGUACGCCCAGAACUUCAACCCUCUCUGUACAAGAAACGACAUCAAAGGGGAACUACUAAAUCCCAACCACUUCAAGUACUGCCAAGAGACGCAAAAUGCUUAUAAAAAUGGAACUCUCUCUGAAGACAUCGUUUCUGAACAAGAAAAGCUUAAUAGAGCUGAUUUGGUCAUAUUCCAGUUCCCAAUAUAUUGGAUGUCCUUCCCGGCUAUCCUGAAAGGCUGGUUUGACCGAGUGUUUACCUUGGGAUAUGCAUUUACAUAUGAAGCAAUGUGUGAUGAAGGUCUUCUUAAAGGAAAGAGAGCAAUGCUUUCCUUCACAACAGGCGGGAGAGAGACGGCGUUCACGACGACAGGGAUAAUGGGGGACAUGGAGGUUAUGUUGUGGCCAAUACAGUUUGGGGUGCUACAUUUUUGCGGUUUGGAAGUACUGGCCCCCAACAUAGUUUCUCCUGAUUACCUCGACCAAUCACAGCGAGAGGCUCUACUUCAAGAAUGGGCCACUAGGUUACGCCACAUAAACCAAGAAAAGCCAUUGGAUUUCCUCCACCUUGACUGUUUCAGCGCCUCCAAGGGGUUUCAGCUGAGUGACGAGUUCUUGCAGAGCAAACGCGCGACAGGGGACGUAGCACCCACGGUAGGGCAACAUAUGGGGAAGAGGUUUGCAGUUGGAAGUAUGAUUCCACAGAGACUUAAUACGAAGGACUAAAAGAAUUUAACCUUUUCUUUGAGAAAGCCCAUAUUACAACGAUCCUUCCAAUCUGUUUUGUUAAUUUUACACACCAGAGACACGGUUCACAAAUUAUCUAGGAUUAAGUAAAAGGUAUCAUCUGCUGGACAGAAAAACAACAAGCACAAAUAGUGUUCAAAUAUAGAUUCAUCAUUGUCAAAAGAAUUAUCUCUCAGAGUCAACUUUUCUGUCCGUCCAGGCAUAGCAAAUAAACUUUGGACCUUGUGAAAAGGGCCACAAGUGUACUGACACUGUCGAGGUCCAGGCUCACGAAUUUGACCAAAAUAUUUAAGAUAUUAAGUCGACUGUCACAUAAUAGACACUGUUUAAUGAUGAGAAUUAAAGUAAACAAAUAUGACCUGGAGUAAACUUGUUUUCCACCCCAACAUAAGGAUAUAGGUAUGCGAUACAUACCGAGAGAAAGUAGGGCCUACUCGCAUUUAACUAAAAAAACACACCCAAAACCGAAUAUUUAGCGUAUAUUGCCAAGGUCACAUAACAUAGUAAAGUAAAUCUUUUGUAUGACAGCUUGAGGUUAAAGCAGGACAGAUACAGCGAGACUUUAAGUGUUUAAAUACCUCAUAUGGAGACAACACAUUCAGUGCUUCAGAAACGAUUCACCUUUUGUCAAAUGACAGAUGAUAGGCCUACAUUGAAAUUUUCUAAAUGACUGGGGCUUAUCGUGAUAGCCAGUUCUUUAGGAUUAUCUAGGUGUUACUGGUUGCGAGUUAUUUACAUAUUUAUAUUAAAUAAAGGGUUGUUCACCACCUGUAAUUUUCCUCAAUGUGAAAUUUCUACAUGAUAAAAUAUAGAACAGAUUAUUUUGAAGUGAUUCAAUAUGAAUUUUGAAGAUCCACUGCGCUAUGGACAAAAUUGGAGCCAUUAUCAACAACCACUGAUCUUCAAUCCCCCCCCCCC